Molecule: messenger RNA, 2901 nt
Organism: Penicillium malachiteum
Lineage: Eukaryota; Fungi; Ascomycota; Eurotiomycetes; Eurotiales; Aspergillaceae
Exons: 7
Coding region: 1-2901 (966 amino acids)
Biological process (GO): establishment of cell polarity; regulation of protein secretion; regulation of exocytosis
Cellular component (GO): cytoplasm; plasma membrane
Molecular function (GO): GTPase activator activity; syntaxin binding; myosin II binding
Source: RefSeq, a predicted model, not a curated record
AUGGCGCAAUUCUUACGAGGCAAGCAGGCUGGAAUUCAGAAAGAUCUCUCAGAGGGCUUGUCCCCAGAGCUUUUCGCUCUUGACGACUUUGAGCGAUGUGGUCUGAAUUCUCAGAUUAGCGUGGUCGCAUACGAUCCAGUUCAGUCCCUCCUCGCCGUCGGAACCAGCGAUACCCAGUUCGGGAGCGGUCAGAUCUAUGUCUUCGGUCAACGGCGCGUGUUGAUGGUCUUUAAGUUGCCGCGCAAGGCCUCGGCCAAGUUCCUCCAAUUUUGUGCAGACAAACUCGUCAGCAUAGACUCCAAGAAUGAGAUCAGCAUUUAUGGGUUGGAAUCGCGCCGCCUGGUGACCUCUUAUGCACCACCGGGUCAAGCUACUUGUCUUGCGACAGAUCCAAGUCUGGACUAUGCCUUUAUUGGAUUAUCAAGUGGCGAUGUGAUUGCGUAUGAUCUCGACCGAGAGUCCCUCACCCCUUUCAAAAUCCCCAACCUAUGGCUUGCUCAAAACCCGCGCUCUCGACUGUGUCCCGUGGUAUCCCUUGCUUUUUCUACCAGAGAUAUUGGAAAGAUCUUAGUUGGUUAUCCCGAAGGAGCGGUAACUUUCACCUUCAAGCAAAAUAUUGCACAGAAAUACUUCAUCUAUGAGAUCCCUCCAGGGGCUCCAGGUGGCGAUCCAGCAAUGGCUUCGAGCGGCCCACGCAGACCCAGACUGAUUGACACUAUCUGGCAUCCGAAUGGAAUUUUCGUAUUGACUGUACAUGAAGACAGUAGUCUUGUUCUUUGGGACUCCAAGGAAGGCCGCAAGCUUCAUGCUAGAACGCUCCAAGCUACUAAUAUUGAUCAACCGGGCGGCGGUCGAACAGAUGCAAGCGAAGCAAGUGGACCCAUCGAGCCCAUUACCAAAGUCACCUGGUGCGCCAAAGAAAACCCGGAUGAUACAGGUCUCCUCAUAGCUGGUGGAAAGCCCGUUCAGGAUGUCAAUAAGGGCCUCACAUUUCUCGACAUGGGUCCUACACCUAAUUACCAGACCUCUUCCUGGCAAAUUCUUAGCGGCUAUCUAGAGAGGCCAAGGCGCCAGAUAAAUAUCCCAAUCCCACCAGGUGCUGUUGCAAGCACCUACUGUUUGAUUCCGCGCACCACUCCAUACUUUGCUGGGGCUCAUGACCCCAUUGCUAUUCUUGCUGUCCUUUCUUCAGGCGAGUUGCUCACUAUGAGCUUCCCAAGUGGUCAUGCCAUCACACCGACAAAUAUGCUUCAUCCAUAUCUGACCUUCGUCCACCCAUUUGUGAACAAGGCGACUGUAACACCGGUUUCUCGCGACCAAGAAACCCCCCUCAAGCGAUAUGAGGAUCGGAAUAUUAUUACCACUGCACACGCGGAUGGUACUAUUCGUAUCUGGGAUGGAGGAAAUGAUGACGAGAUUGAGAAUGGUGACACAGUUCAAGUGGAUUUGGCUCGAGCUGUAGGCCGAGUCCGCAACGUUGAAGUCAGCCAGUUGUCAAUGGCGAGCGGGACAGGUGAAAUAUCAGUUGGUUUGACAAGCGGCGAGGUUGUUGUCUUCCGCUGGGGUAAUAACGCUGCGUACGGCCAAGAGGAAGCACCGGGGGCCAAUCAAGGUCCCGGGCGCUUGACUCCAAUCACCAACCGGACAGAUCCUGGCCUGAAGACGGGAAUGCUUCCAUUGACGCUAUUGAAUAUGCAGCAAGGAAGUGUUACGGCGUUGAAGCACAGCCCAGUUGGCUUUGUCGCUGCUGGAUUUGAGCAGGGAGGAUUGUCUAUCAUUGAUUUGCGUGGCCCGGCUCUCAUCCAUACAGCACAUCUCUCAGAUUUCCUCAAAGCUCCAAAGAGGAGCAGCUUCCGAAAGCCCAGUCGCUCAGACAGCACACCAGCUGAAUGGCCUACUUACAUUGAAUUUGGCGUGAUGACCUUGGAGGGCGAAGACUAUUCUAGCAUUUGUUGCUUCGUUGGUACCAACAGAGGAAAUGUGGCGACAUUUAAGAUUCUUCCAGCGGCCAAUGGAACAUACACUGCGGCGUAUGCCGGACUUUCCAAUGUCGAAGACAAAGUUAUUAAAAUAAUUCCCAUUGAUACAGACUCUGGUGACCAGGCCCUCGCCACACCCAAUGCUGUCGCUGGCUUGAGAAGCGGAACCAAGAUCAAUGGUGUUGUGAUUGCAGUCACAGUCUCAGGAUGCCGCAUAUUCAAGCCGCCAACUGCCAAGGGCGCCCACAAAUCGUGGGAUGAUUACCUUUGUGAUUCGGCUCAAGUUGUGAAGUCCGAAGGACGAGGCUAUAGCGUGGUUGGACUAUUCGGCGAUGGAAAUGCUCGCGCAUUUUCUAUUCCUGCGCUCAGAGAAAUCGGUUGCACCAAGAUUAGCCAGAUCGCUGACAUUCGACGUCUGCCAGAGGCAUGCAUCACACCCACUGGUGGUGUGAUGGCCUGGGCUGGCCCUUCACAAAUUGCUAUGUUCAACGUGUGGGGUCGAGGAACUAGUUUGGCCCCCUCCCAGGACCGUCUCUACGACCCUGCAAAAUUGCUGCCCGCUCGUCCUACGAUCACCAAUAUGCAAUGGAUCUCCGGCACACAAUAUAUCUCACCAGCCGAUAUGGACAUCCUAAUCGGAGGCGUUGACCGUCCACCUUCCAAGCGCAUGGUCGAGCAAAUGAAGCUAGAAGAAGAAGAGCAGCGCAAAGCCCUCCGCGAAGGCCGUGCAGCGCCACAAGCACAGGGUAGUCAAGAGGGCUGGGGAGCAUACAUGUCACGCCAAGUCCAAGAACGCACGGAGCGUCUUGGGUUGGUAGGCGACACAAUGGAUCGACUUGAGGAAAAUAGCAGUAACUUUGCCUCGGAUGUGGGCAAGUAUGUGAAUAGCCAAAAGAAGAAGGCUAUCUUUGGCGGUAAGUGA